Molecule: messenger RNA, 1035 nt
Organism: Microplitis demolitor
Lineage: Eukaryota; Metazoa; Arthropoda; Insecta; Hymenoptera; Braconidae
Gene: Odv-e66-8
Product: putative envelope protein ODV-E66-8
Exons: 1
Coding region: 18-980 (320 amino acids)
Source: RefSeq, marked provisional
UAUAUUAGAUACAAAAAAUGUUUUCUUUCAAAAGAAUUUUCCGGAUUCUACUUUACGUUCUCUUGAUCUCAUUGUUUAUUUACACGAUAGUCGACGCAGUCAUGCAAUAUAAGAAAUUCACUUCCCAGCAAAGUUUGAUCGAUGAAAUAAAUAACCAUCUAUCGAUACACACAAACAUACGGACUUUCACUGUCCGUGGUGGCAACAAUAAUCAAACUGUCAGCUCUAUCAGAAACGGAAACAAUCGCAAUGCCGCGUUCGAUGAUUCAUUAAUCGUCAGCAUAAAAAAAUCGAUGCAGAAUACGAGCCGUCAUGAAGGAACAAUAUUAAAUGCAUCAUAUAAUUUAUCAAUACCUCGUAAAUAUAUAUUCAAAUAUAAGAAACAAAUUGACGAAAUAUUUGAUCUGAUGCGAGAUAAUCGUAUGGAAUUGGAAAAAUUGUGCGUCGACGGAAUCCACCGGCUUGAAGGCUACAUUACCUACGGCUACGGCUUGAACAGCUUGAUCCAAGUCGCGGGCAUAAUAAAAGGCUUCUAUAAACUAUUCGAUAAUAUUGUACCCUCGCAUCAUCCUUACGAACUGAGACAGACGGAAAAGAAACACUGGUUCCGAUUCAUUGUUUAUCUGACCCGAUUGCUGGCAAUGUACGAGUUCAUCGGUAACGACAAGACGAUUAAAGACACGAUUUGCGUCUGGUUGAUAAACAAAAUCAUUCCCGCGAUUGACAAAACCAUGGGCUGGAAAAUUGAACGUCAGGAAAUGGUUUAUAUAGCGAUACCACGGUUGCUUAAUAGUUUUUACUCUUCGAAAGAUCGUAGGCAGUUCUUGAGUGACGUCAAAAGUGAUCAAUUUAAGAAGUUGGGUCCUAUUAUAGAGGAUGUGGUUAACGUGGUGAAAGAUGAUGAUGAUGACCUGAUGAUAUUUGAAGGAUUUUAUAAAAAUUUAUAUCAUACAUUUUAUAAUUAUGCAUUGACAGUUUAAUAUUAUCGUGAUUUUAAGUUUCCAUAAAGAAUUGAUUGUAAUAUUUUGAUUUUUU